AUGACACGGGACCCAUAUGAAGCUGAUUUAGUUGCUGCCAUGCCUCCACAUCUGCUAGAUCAUCAGGCGCAGUGGCGUUCUAGGGUCCCCCUGAUCUGUUUUGAGGUCGUCGUGGGUCACCUACCAGAUCGAGUCAUGCGACAGUUUGGACUACGACAGACUGUCCCCCAGCAGUGUGACACUAGUGCCCGGCUGCACCGCAUUGACCGUCGGGGAAAGAGCGACAGGAACUGGCGGACGGAGCAUGCCCAGUACAUUGACUUGUGGCAUCGACGGUUGGAGUUCGUCGUCACUGGUGACCCCAUCCACGGCGUUAUGGAUCCAUACGAUCCAUACAUGGAGUGGUACAUGCGGAUUACACGACGUUUCAUCAACCCCAGCUACACACCGCCAUCCGCACAUUACCAUCCAUCCUUUGACGUGAUCAGGGGAUAUGCGUUGGAUAUGACGGCGAUGGUUGACGCACUGUCGGACGUCCUUCCAGGCAUACCUGAGCCGCCCAGAGCACAGGUCGAGCGGGUGCGAGAUAUGGGCAUGGCUACCUUGCAGAGAUAUGGUCACGCCUAUCUCGUCCACCCCCGGGACGAUCAUGGCGGCCACUCUAGUCACUCACAGUUCGAGGCUGGCCAGAGUAGCUGUGGGGGUGAUCCUUCGUCAUUCACGGGCGCAGAGGAGUACGACAUUCGCAGUUCCGCGCCCCUACGUCAUCCUGAUGACCCAUCUUCCAGCCAGCUGACUCCGCCAGUACGCCCGAACCCAUUUACCACGGUCCGUCACUACACCCGUCGUCAAAGGCCGAGAGUGGACAUACAGGAUAGAGAGCCGUUAUACCAAAUUGAUGAGUUAGAAUAG
This is a messenger RNA of Chenopodium quinoa (quinoa), 852 nucleotides long. RefSeq lists its product as uncharacterized. Lineage: Eukaryota; Viridiplantae; Streptophyta; Magnoliopsida; Caryophyllales; Amaranthaceae. The record is from RefSeq and is a predicted model, not a curated record. The coding region runs from base 1 to 852 and encodes 283 amino acids. The transcript has 2 exons.